Ictalurus furcatus (blue catfish) is the source of this 3000-nucleotide messenger RNA. It is a transcript of the gene ntrk2a, whose product is annotated as neurotrophic tyrosine kinase, receptor, type 2a. Gene Ontology annotation, cellular component: plasma membrane; signaling receptor complex; axon. Gene Ontology annotation, molecular function: brain-derived neurotrophic factor receptor activity; brain-derived neurotrophic factor binding; ATP binding. Gene Ontology annotation, biological process: cell surface receptor protein tyrosine kinase signaling pathway; positive regulation of kinase activity; multicellular organism development. The transcript has 18 exons. The record is from RefSeq and is a predicted model, not a curated record. NCBI's taxonomy places the organism in Eukaryota, Metazoa, Chordata, Actinopteri, Siluriformes, Ictaluridae. The coding region runs from base 194 to 2605 and encodes 803 amino acids.
GAGCGAGCACCUCGGCGCGCUCUAAGCUUUUUGCAGGAGGUCGGCAUAUCCCAGACACGGAAACAGCUAGAAAGAAACGCACUUCAAGAACGUGGAAAGGAUUUUAAGGGACCCGUUUAAAGACACACACACACAGACAACAAGUGGCGCGUGAGAGGCAAUCCUCAAUAAAUCUGGCGUCGCAGAAGCGGGGAUGAACCUGCUGCGCCCGGGCUCCGGUUUCGGCAUGGCGGGCUGGCGGCUGGUGUGCGCCGCUGUUGCGCUCGCGCUCUGGAGGCCCGCGGAGUCGUGUCCCACCGCCUGCACGUGCACGGGCUUCAGAAUUUACUGCGCCGACACCGAGCGCAGCAUUGCGGCUUUCCCUGCGCUCAGCGAGCCCGAGAUGGAGAACAUCACCGACAUAUAUAUUGCUAACCAGAGCAGCUUCUCCUCCAUCAAUGAUAAAGACCUGACCUUCUACCGCAACCUCAGAAAUCUGACAGUGACCAACACGAGGCUUACGUACGUGUCACGGCAGGCAUUUCAGAACAACGUCAAACUGCAAUACCUGAACCUGAAGGAUAACAAUCUGUCAUCACUCUCCUGGAAGACCGUUCACCAUCUGAACAUUUCCUCCCUGCUGCUGUCUGGAAACCCGCUGCAGUGCUCGUGUGAGAACAUGUGGAUGAAGCAGGGGAGAGGCGACGAGUCCGAGGCAGCCGAGCUCAUGUGUGUGGAGGAAGGAGGGAAGAGGAGGCAUCUGUCCAAGCUCACUCUGCCCAACUGUGUUGUCCCCACAGUCAGCCUUCAUCCUAAAAGCGUCACCCUGAUGGCAGGUUCGAACAUAACACUGAGCUGUAAUGCCUCAGGAAUGCCCACGCCCGAUCUCAACUGGAUCACCUGCCCACUCAAUUCCAGCCAUGAGAUUGUGACUACGGGACAGACCUCUAUACUCAGACUCAAAGAUCUCUCAUCCCUGGACAACGAAUGCAAAAUCACUUGCAGCUCUGACAACACAGCAGGGGAGAGUGAAGCCUCUCUGCAUCUCGACAUUCACUUCGCUCCGACAAUCAGCAAGCUCAUGGACGCCAUCUCCGACCACCACUGGUGCAUUCCCUUCAGUGUAUCUGGCAACCCACAGCCGAAGCUGCAGUGGCAGUUACGGGGUGAGCCUCUGAUUGAGGGGGCCUUCAUCAGAACCCGGAUCCACGAUUACUCCGAGCACGAGUACCACGGCUGCCUGCAGCUCGACAACCCCACGCACAUCAACAAUGGCGAGUACAAGCUGCUGGCCAGCAACCGUUACGGCAACGACUGCAAAGUUGUAAAUGCCCACUUCAUGCACAACCCCUGGAACGAUACAACAGCCACGGAUUCACUCUACUACGACCCUACUACAGAUGACACGCCUCUUGAGCCACCUGAGGACCGAGUUGCUGUGUACGUGGUCGUGGGAAUCGCCGUUGUUACAUUCACCGGCUUUGUCCUGAUGCUAGUCGUCCUCAAGUUUGGCCGCAAUUCAAAGUUCGGAAUUAAAGGGCCUUCAUCGGUCAUUAGCAACGACGAUGACUCAGCCAGUCCUCUCCAUCACGUGUCGAACGGCUCGAACACGCCGUCGUCCUCGGACAUGAACGCAGAUGCCGUCAUCAUUGGCAUGACCAAGAUCCCCGUCAUCGAGAACCCGCAGUACUUCCGCAGCACUAGCAACCUGCACAAAUCCGACACCUUUGUCCAGCACAUUAAGAGGCACAACAUUGUGCUUAAGAGGGAACUUGGCGAAGGGGCCUUCGGAAAAGUGUUCCUGGCUGAAUGCUAUAAUCUCAAUCUUUUACACGACCAGGAUAAGCUCCUUGUGGCAGUCAAGACCCUGAAGGAAGCCAGCGAGAACGCACGCAAAGACUUCCAUCGUGAAGCCGAGUUGUUGACCAACCUGCAGCACGAGCACAUCGUCACCUUCUACGGCGUGUGCGUGGAGAGCGACCCCCUCAUCAUGGUGUUCGAGUACAUGAAGCAUGGAGACCUCAACAAGUUCCUCAGGGCUCACGGUCCUGACGCUGUGUUAAUGGCAGAUGGUCAGGUGCAGCAGCAGCAGGCCGAGCUCACACAGUCUCAGAUGCUGCACAUUGCUCAGCAGAUCGCAGCAGGGAUGGUGUAUCUGGCCUCGCAACACUUUGUGCACAGAGACUUGGCCACACGUAACUGCCUUGUUGGUGAGAACCUGCUGGUGAAGAUCGGAGACUUCGGCAUGUCCCGCGACGUGUACAGCACGGAUUAUUACCGGGUGGGCGGUCACACCAUGCUGCCGAUCCGCUGGAUGCCCCCGGAAAGCAUCAUGUACAGAAAGUUCACCACUGAGAGUGACGUCUGGAGCCUGGGAGUGGUGCUCUGGGAAAUAUUCACCUACGGGAAACAGCCCUGGUACCAGCUGUCCAACAACGAGGUGAUUGAGUGCAUCACUCAGGGCCGUGUGUUGCAGCGGCCGCGCACUUGUCUGAAAGAGGUGUAUGACCUGAUGCUGGGCUGCUGGCAGCGAGAACCACAUUCUCGCCUCAACAUCAGAGAGAUCCACAACCUGCUGCUCAACCUGGCCAAGGCCUCACCGGUCUACCUGGACAUCCUGGGCUGAGAGAGAGCAUGUGUGUGCGUGUGUGCGUGUAUCCCCAAACUGCACUCAACUGUCCUUUUUCCCUUCUUCUCCUCUCUCUCUGACCCCCUACCCCCAACCCAACCCCCCCACCAUUCCGUCCAUCCUGCUCCUCCUAUCCUAAAUGUGUAGUGUGGCAGGCAGCAGAAGCCUCAUUUAUCAGUAUUAUUAAAGAAGGAUGAAACAUGACGCCAAAGACCUUCCACGCCGUCGGACCACUCCUCUACUUGGCAGACACUUACUGUACAGCCAACUAGAAAUGUUACUGUAAAGAUCAACAUCUCCAGAAAUGCAUCAUUUCCAGGACUUCAGGAAGGGCCCUUGACGUUCUGCCUACUUAAUGAAAUGUGGAAAUUUACCGUGACUGUGUCAGAUGG